AUGAAAGAAAUACAUGCCAUUAGAGUGACCAUUCUAUUGUCAUAUCUUGUUCUAGUUACUAGAGGAAAGGAUUUCGGAACAAUAGGUCCAUGGGAAAAUACUAGCAAGAUUCUCAUAGAUCGACAAGUCAAUAAAACCAUAGUUAUGGAAGAUGGAGAUGUCUAUGAUUGCAUUGAUGCAAAUCACCAACCAGCUUUCGACCAUCCACUACUGAAAAACCACAAGAUUCAGAUGGAACCAAGUUCUUUUCCGAUUGGAUUGAAUAUAAAACCUUCGUCUCUACAUGUCGAUGCACAAGUCAAUUUAUCUAUCAUCGAUUGUCCAGCAGGAAUGAUUCCAAUACUACGUAAUAGUAAACUGGGCCAAAUAAUAGUACACAAUAUUGAUCAAGUGUUUAAACCUAACACACAACAUCAGGAGGCAGGAAUAAAAUAUUUCGAUGAUUUAUAUGGCGUACGAGCUACAAUAAAUGUUUAUGAACCAAAGGUGUACAAAGAUAGCGCAGAUCUUAGCCAAACAGGCAUUCAAAUAGACAAUGGACCAAAGGAUCAAAUAGAUAGUAUAGUUGUUUGUUAUUCGGUCGCUCCAAGUUUCGCCGGAGAUACCUUCGCAAGGUUUCAUGUUUCUUGGACUGAUGGCGCACUAAAGAAGUCAUGUGUUGAUCACAAUUGUCCUGGUUUUGUGCAAGUCAGCCAAAAUGUUGGUAUUGGAGGAAGAGUACUACCUAUUUCAGUCUACAAUGGACCACAAUAUGUAAUAAACAUUCUUGUUUUCAAGGACCCGAAGACAAACAAUUGGUGGUUGGCGUAUGGCGAAGAGAAUACACCAAUUGGAUAUUGGCCAAGUUCAUUAUUUACUCGCAUUAAGGAUAAAGGUGAUUUUUCAUUUUGGGGUGGGCAUGUUGCGGGCCCAACAGCUUCAAUAAACUCUCCACAAAUCGGCAGUGGACAUUUUGCCUCGGAAGGGUAUGGAAAAGCGGCUUUUAUGAAAAACAUCCAAAUUGUUGAUGAGAAGAACAAGUUGGUUACUCCUAAUAGGGACAAAGACCUUUUUGGCACUAGCGACUUAACGAAAUAUACCGUCGAUGGUUAUGGAGUUAAUAAGUAUGGUAUGCAUAUGUAUUAUGGUGGACCAGGUGUUAUUGUUUGA
Lolium perenne is the source of this 1149-nucleotide messenger RNA. RefSeq names its product protein neprosin-like. NCBI's taxonomy places the organism in Eukaryota, Viridiplantae, Streptophyta, Magnoliopsida, Poales, Poaceae. The record is from RefSeq and is a predicted model, not a curated record.